Messenger RNA from Fragaria vesca subsp. vesca, 868 nucleotides. RefSeq names its product non-specific lipid-transfer protein-like. Gene Ontology annotation, cellular component: cytosol. The transcript is spliced from 3 exons. The coding region runs from base 189 to 563 and encodes 124 amino acids. The record is from RefSeq and is a predicted model, not a curated record. NCBI's taxonomy places the organism in Eukaryota, Viridiplantae, Streptophyta, Magnoliopsida, Rosales, Rosaceae.
CCAGAAAAAAAUGGGCGUGGUUGGAAAGCGUGCCUGAUCCGUCAUCUCAUCUCUGGUAAUUAAUCUUAGUUUUAGUUCGCGCUUGAUUAAAUUCCCCCAUUACUUGUAUCGCCCCGCCGAACCAACCAACCAACCGACCAGUCAUAAUAAAACGACGUAGCUUUCGCUGUUGUGUCGAAGAAGAAGAGAUGGGGAGCAACGAUGAGCUCAAGUCGGAGGCUUUGCUGGAGCAGAUGAAACAGCACCUCUCCACCGACGCCGGUAAAGCCAUCGUCAAGAAGAUCGGCCUCGUUUACCAGAUCAACAUCGCACCCAAGAAAAUUGGCUUCAAUGAGGUGAUUUACACCAUUGAUCUGAAGAGAGGGGAGGUGAAGAAAGGGGCGUAUGAAGGAGGAAAGGCGGAUGCGGUGUUUUCGUUCAAGGACGAUGAUUUCGUGAAGAUAGCGCUGGGGAAGAUGAAUCCCCAGAUUGCUUUCAUGAGGGGAGCCAUGAAGAUUAAGGGAAGCAUGAGUGCUGCUACCAAAUUCACUCCCGAUAUUUUCCCCAAGCCUUCCAAGAUGUGACUUGGCUUUGUUAUUAUCAGCUGCAUUAGGAAAGAAGAGGGCUUAUUUACUUGGCUCCAAUAAAUUUCUGAAACACUAGUUUUUACUUGAAUGUUAUAGCUAGAAAUCGAUUAGAGCGAAGCACUAUAAUGUCUCAAUAAGCUGCCAAUUAGGACCCUGGGAAUUGCCUAUCACUCUGAUGGCUUACGAUCUGUAUUUGCUUUUCACUUCAUCACUUGUUUGCAAAUCUGUCUGCCUCUUUUUAUGUUUAUUCAGCUCGCUGUUUCUGUUGCUUACUGCUAAUGAAAAAUGCUCUAUUGUGGUCG